Molecule: messenger RNA, 2005 nt
Organism: Spinacia oleracea (spinach)
Lineage: Eukaryota; Viridiplantae; Streptophyta; Magnoliopsida; Caryophyllales; Amaranthaceae
Exons: 18
Coding region: 128-1771 (547 amino acids)
Molecular function (GO): protein binding
Source: RefSeq, a predicted model, not a curated record
UCAAUAAAUCACUACCUAAAACCCUCGUGCAAAUCCCUCAUCAUUUCUCUCUCAGCUUCGUCAACAAAUCCUCUCCUAUUCUCUUCCUCUUCCGGGCCUGUGAUUUCCCCUCUCCUGCUUGGAGGUGAUGUCUUGUCGUCAGGUAACGCCAUUGCUGAGAAGACUAUACGUUGGUUCUCAUAUUACGUCGUCUUCUUUCACCGGAUUAUUGGGCACCGGAUCAUCAUCGUCAUCAUGUCUUACAAGGAAGAUGAUUCAUUUUUCUCAAGAUGGCUCUAGAUGUUCAAAAGGAAGUUAUGGAGGCUUACUAUGGAUGUUGCUACAUGGACAAGCAGCACUUCUAUUUGGGGGGAGCUGCUCUAUUGUCUUUGCUGAAGAUGUUCCAAAUGGAAUAGCCUCUGAAACCAAUGCUGGAGAGUUAACCAAUGAUGGAUUACAAAGACUUGAGGAUGGCUCAGUUAUAUCAAACGAACAUACGUCAAAGUGGCGUAUAUUCACAGAUAAUGGGAGAGAUUUUUUUCUGCAAGGGAAAAUGAUUGAAGCUGAGAAGUUAUUCUCAUCCGCCUUGACAGAAGCUAAAAAGGGUUUUGGUGAAAGGGAUCCACAUGUUGCAUCGGCGUGUAACAAUCUGGCUGAGCUGUACAGAGUCCAGAAAUCAUAUCAUAAAGCAGAGCCCUUAUAUUUGGAUUCCAUUAGUAUACUUGAGGAAGCGUUUGGUCCAGACGACGUACGUGUCGGUGCUGCUUUCCACAACCUUGGUCAAUUCUAUAUAGGGCAGCGGAAAUUAGAAGAAGCUCGAGUUUGUUACGAGCGGUCGUUGAAGAUAAAAGGCCGCGUCUUGGGACAUGGCCAUUCUGAUUAUGCGGAGACGAUGUUUCAUCUUGGAACGGUGCUGUAUCUUCAAGGAAAUGCAAAGGAUGCGGAGGUCCUUAUUCAGGAUUCAAUACGGAUAUUAGAGGAAGGCGGUCAAGGGGAAUCAUUCUCUUGCAUAAGGAAGCUACGAUAUCUAGCAAAGAUUUACAUAAAGUCCAACAAUAAACUUGGGGAGGCUGAGAAUGUACAAAGAAAGAUUUUGCACAUAAUGGAGUUAACCAAGGGAUGGGAUUCUCUGGACACUGUAAAUGCUGCUGGAAGUCUGUCCAUGACUUUGCAAUCUUUGGGAAAACUAAGGGAUGCAAGGGAACUAUUAGAAAGGUGUCUUGACGUUCGGAGGACAUUACUUCCUCGAGAUCACAUUCAGAUUGGGGCCAACUUGCUGGGCCUCGCAAAUUUGGCUUUGCUGAAUGUCAAACAAAUGAAAAAAUUAGUGACUGCUGAAGCAAGUUUGGAGCUUGACAGAGCAAAAGAACCUUUAACAAAUUCAGUCAGGAUAGCUCAGCUAGUUUUGGAUGGAUCUAAAUCCAAGCAACGUUAUGGAAGAGAUGAACAUACUGCAUUACUCAUACUGCUACAGUCACUAAAAGCUCUUGCACAUGUUGAGAUGGCUAAGCAAGAAGUAAAAAAAACAGGGGAAGAUUUGCCUGUCUUGGAGGCUGAAAAGUCGCUUCGCCGUUGCAUAGGAGCUUAUAAACAGUAUGGAGCUCUUAUUUCAACUUAUAUACCCAUUGAAGUUAAGGGGGAGUAUUCUUCUUGCUUGAAGAACUUAUUGAGCUUGAUCACUGAUACUGCAAACAAUGCAGAUCAAUCCUGUAAAGUCGAGGUGCAAGAGUUGAGAGAUGAAAUUAUACGCGUUGAAGAAGAAAUAUCAUCGCAUAAAAAACACAGGCUCUAGGUUAAGGAAAUCAUACAUGUUGAAGAAGGGGAUGUAAAAGUCUAUGAUUUGAUCUUUGUAUCAAAUACAUAGUUGGAUAAAUUAUUGUUUGGAAAUAUUAACAAUAAAGGUUCCCAAACUGUUGAUGAGCUUCACUUAUGGGUCUCAAUUUUCAAAUAACUUAGGGCAGUCCCAACUAUGACGUGUAUAUUAUUCCAUCAUAUAUACCACAUGGCAUAUUUUCAUUGGACCUCA